AUGAAAGUUUUUAACACAAAGCUUCAAACGGUAGUGAGAGAACAACUGACUGCGGAAGGGCAUCCAUUACCUUCAGAAGUUACCAUAGCAUAUAAUUUUGAAACAAACUCAAUAGAUUUUAAAGUCAUCUCUGCAAAGAAGUCAGGUUUUACAUUUAAUGAAGCAGAUGUAUAUUCGAAUGAAAACUUCAAAGCUAUUGCAUGGUUAGAUAAUGACGAUUGCUUUAAGAAAAUAUUUAAAUUCAGUGACUCAAAGAUGUCAAUAGAUGACCUUCGUGGAAUGUUACCAUCGACGUUUACAGUAGAAGGUUCAGCAGGAUUGCUUACAAGAUUGUCAAUUGGUGGUAUUUGGUCUCGUGAGAACAUUGUUAUAAAAUCCAGUAUAAGUGAAUUUGCUGAAGAAUCUAUAUUAUGUCUUUCAAACUACAUGUAUUCGCCGCCGAAGCAUUAUAGUAUAACAAACUUUGUCAGUAAGUUUAACAUAAGACUUGUCGAACCUUCUUCAAUGAAAGAUGUUGUGCUACCUAAAGAUGGAAAGGAUGGACUCAUUAUUGAGAUGAUUUUAAUUGCAUAUUAA
Trichomonas vaginalis G3 is the source of this 576-nucleotide messenger RNA. RefSeq lists its product as uncharacterized. The coding region runs from base 1 to 576 and encodes 191 amino acids. NCBI's taxonomy places the organism in Eukaryota, Parabasalia, Trichomonadida, Trichomonadidae. The transcript has a single exon. The record is from RefSeq and is a predicted model, not a curated record.